UGGGCGAUGGGCUUCCCCGAAUCCGAGAUUCCCAGGUAGAUUUUCACGGCAAGGGAACGCGAGGGUAGGAAGCGCGGCCGCGCAAGAUUGCAAGAAGAUGAGGGGCUUGUGGAUGUGGUUGCACCUGAUUGGCAGGUCUCUAGACUCCAGCUGUCGGCCACGGGUUUCUCAACCGCAGGCACGAUGAACUGGCGCGCGCUGCACCUGACGCCAGGGCCUGGUGGUCUCUUUGGCAAAUCUGACAAGAGAUCGUUGGCGAGGCAGCUGCGCUGAAAGCAACUCGUCGCGUCCGAGGAUCCUCGGCCGCUGAGCUUGUCUCUGAGCACCAGCGGCGCCACCUGGCCGGACGUGUCCCCAAGCAGUGAGCCAGUGAGUACGCGUACUGGUCACGUCGCCGGCCACUCAGGGGGGUCGGUGAAGAAGAGGAGGGUCGAGCCUGUGGAGAAGCGAGGGCGGGAGGGGAUGCAACCUGACGCAGACACGCUGCCGAUACGCUGAACGGUGGGAGAGUAGAAACGGAGAGUGACCGCAUGCCAUGCCGCGAAUCCUUCUCCUCUGCCUCUUUCUCCUCGCCCAUGCGGCGGCGGAUGGGGAGGCUCGGUUCGGAGGUGGAGUGCUGCUUCCGCUGCGGGUGCAGGCGGCGUCGCUUGCGCCGCAGGCGCCGGCGAACAAGCUCCGGUUCCGCCACGACGUGAGCCUGACCGUGUCGGUGGCCGUGGGCACGCCGCCGCAGAACGUCACGAUGGUGCUCGACACCGGCAGCGAGCUCUCCUGGCUGCUCUGCAACGGGACCGGCGCACCGCGGCCCGCGGCGGCGUUCGACGCGCCGGCUUCGUCCACGUACGCCGCGGUCCACUGCCGGUCGCCGGAGUGCCAGUGGCGCGGGCGCGACCUCCCCGUCCCGCCGUUCUGCGCCGCGCCGCCGUCCGACUCCUGCCGCGUCUCGCUCGCCUACGCGGACGCCUCGUCCGCCGACGGCGUCCUGGCCGCCGACGCGUUCCUCCUCGGCGGCGCGCCGCCCGUGGCCGCGCUCUUCGGCUGCAUCACCUCCUACUACUCCGCCACGGGCGGCGGUAGCAACGGCACCGACUCCUCGGACGCCGCGACGGGCCUCCUCGGCAUGAACCGGGGCAGCCUGUCCUUCGUGACGCAGACGGACACCCGCCGCUUCGCCUACUGCAUCGCCCCGGGCGACGGGCCCGGCCUCCUCGUCCUCGGCGGCGACGGCCUCGCCCUGGCGCCGCCGCUGAACUACACGCCGCUCGUCGAGAUCCCGCAGCAGCUGCCGUACUUCGACCGCGUGGCCUACUCCGUGCAGCUGGAGGGCAUCCGCGUGGGCGCCGCGCUGCUGCCCAUCCCGAAAUCCGUGCUCGCGCCGGACCACACGGGCGCGGGGCAGACCAUGGUGGACUCGGGCACCCAGUUCACGUUCCUCCUCGGCGACGCCUACGCGGCGCUCAAGGCCGAGUUCGCGAACCGGACGCGCGCGCUCCUGGCCCCGCUCGGCGAGCCGGGCUUCGUGUUCCAGGGCGCGUUCGACGCGUGCUUCCGCGCGCCGGAGGCCCGGGUGGCCGCGGCGCUCCCGCGGCUCCCGGAGGUGGGCCUCGUCCUGCGCGGCGCGGAGGUGGCGGUCGCCGGGGAGAGGCUCCUGUACAGGGUGCCCUGGGAGCGGCGCGGGGAGGGCGGCGCCGAGGCGGUGUGGUGCCUGACGUUCGGGAGCUCGGACAUGGCGGGCAUGUCGGCGUACGUGAUCGGGCACCACCACCAGCAGAACGUGUGGGUGGAGUACGACCUCCAGAACGGCCGCGUCGGGUUCGCGCCAGCGCGCUGCGACCUCGCCACCGUGCGCCUCGGCAGCGGAGCAUAACGCUUUCGACACAAGCAGCAGCAGGGCGCGAAAUCGUUGGUGGAGAUGGUCUCUCCGAUCACCUGCUGCUGUGGUCAACUUUGUAUUCCGCCAACAAAUAUACGAGCCAAUGACAAACUGAAAUACUACUAUAGUUUAGUUGUUCACACACCUAGUAGUUUUUUUUUUCGCAAAACAAAAUAUUCAUCAAGUUUUGAAUCUGCUGAAAAAAAAAGAACUUGGAAUAUAUUUGGACAGUGAUGUACCAGCAUCCCGGUGACA
Panicum virgatum (switchgrass) is the source of this 2128-nucleotide messenger RNA. RefSeq names its product aspartic proteinase PCS1-like. Gene Ontology annotation, biological process: proteolysis. Lineage: Eukaryota; Viridiplantae; Streptophyta; Magnoliopsida; Poales; Poaceae. Gene Ontology annotation, molecular function: aspartic-type endopeptidase activity. The transcript has a single exon. The record is from RefSeq and is a predicted model, not a curated record. The coding region runs from base 536 to 1867 and encodes 443 amino acids.